Molecule: messenger RNA, 5112 nt
Organism: Psylliodes chrysocephalus
Lineage: Eukaryota; Metazoa; Arthropoda; Insecta; Coleoptera; Chrysomelidae
Source: the annotation of a GenBank genome assembly
AUGUGGUUUUUUCUUAAUCAUUUUACAGUUACAAGUUCGUUAAUGGCUUCCACGAGUAGAGGUUCACCUGAUGAUGAUGGUUACAAAAGGUUUACAGAAGAUAUCCACAAUGUGUCAUAUGGUUCAAAUACAACAAACCCUAUUGACGAAAUGGGGAGCAGAUCGAGCCUUAGCAGAGAUGAUCUUGCGGACAUGGAUCAUUGGGAGAUGAAUUACCACGAAGCAGCAAUAUUUUUAGAGGAAGGAGCAAACAAUGAAAAAUUCGACUCUCACCCCCGUCAUCCUGCAGCAUUACCUGCUUAUCUCUUGGUCCAUAACUCGUGGUAUUAUGGAUUUGACAUUUUUUUCUCUGUUGUAUUAUUGCUUUUAGCUACAGUAGAAAAGCCAUCAUUAGAUAAUUUUGAGUUCCCUGUAGGCAUCCACAGUACAUUGGAAUUAGUGGCGCUGGGUGUCAUCGGUGUAGAGCUGAUGUUAAAAUUAAGAUGGAUAGGCUGGCGUACGAUUUUAAAUCACAAGAGAACCAUGGUGAAGUGUGUGACGCUAUCCAUCAUGGUCCUUGAGGCAAUUACAGUUCUAGUCAGACAGUCUUCCCAUUUUAGAGUCACGAGGGCUUUGAGACCAAUUUUCUUAGUUGACACCAGAGCAUGUGGUGGAGUGCGUAGAUACAUUCGUCAAAUUCUUCAAUCUUUACCUCCAAUUCUCGACAUGUUAGGACUUCUGAUGUUUUUCGUUUGUUCCUACGCACUUCUUGGAUAUUUCUUGUUCAGUGGACAUGAAACAAAUCUGUACUUCCGAACCUUAGGUGACAGCUUCGUUAGCAUGUUUGUGUUACUGACUACAGCGAAUUUUCCAGAUGUAAUGAUGCCUUCUUAUGCUAUAUCAAAAUGGACUGCCGCCUUUUUUAUAUCAUAUAUUUCAACGGUACUCUAUGUAUUAAUGAAUUUGAUGCUUGCCGUGGUAUAUGAAACUUUCACGGGGAUAGAAAAGGAUAAAUUCAGGAAACUUUUAUUGCACAAAAGACAGGCCUGCAAACUUGCAUUUAGACUUCUUGUUAGCAAACAAACUCCGAACCAUAUCAGAUUUAGACAAUUUCAUGGUUUAAUGCGUUAUUAUUCACCAAAGACUAGAUUUAGAGAUGUAGUUCUGAUAUUUCGCCAAUUGAACAAAUCUAAUAGUGGCCAAUUGAACCAGGAAGAAUUUCUGAACAUCUACGACGGUUUAACUUUAAAAUGGAGGAACAAAACACCACUUGAUCCUUGGUUUUCAGCUGCUUGGCCACCAUUGAGAAUGUUUUGCAGAGCGUCUAAAACUGUAGUGACUUGGAGAUUUUUCGAACAUAUAAUUUAUGUUUUGAUCAUUUCAAAUGGAAUCGCUAUGUUCAUAAGAGUUAUGCAAAACUCUAAUUCGUUGGAGGAAGGAGCUAGACUGUUUUGUGCAUCUUGGGAUACAUAUUUGUUCUUAUUUUUCUUUUUGUUCGAGGCUUUACUUAGAAUUGUUGGUCUUGGUUGGUCAGAAUACAUAUCUUCGGGAUGGAACAUAUUUGACCUGUCAGUUACACUUCUAGCACUGACUGGAGCAUUUCUAUUGUCCAUGAUGCCUAAUCUUACUGUGGUAGUUAUCCUAAGACCUCUCAGACUGCUAAGGCUGUUUAAACUGAAGAAAAGGUACCGAGAUAUUUUCGGUACUUUGGUUCUACUCAGUCCACUGAUGUGGUCGACAGGCAUAGUCAUGAUGGUUAUGUAUUAUUUCUUUGCCAUUAUCGGCAUGGAACUAUUUUCUCCGUAUAAUUUAAAAAAUUGUUGUGUUAAUACAACUGUGGAAGAUUUCUACAAAUCCAAUGGCACUUCUAGUGGCAUAGGUUAUUAUUACCUUAACAAUUUUUCCAACUUGCUGAUAUCUGGAGUGACUCUUUUCGAAUUGACAGUAGUCAAUAAUUGGUUUAUCGUAAUGGACGCUUAUGCAUCUGUUACAAACAAAUUUUCCAGGUUGUACUUCAUGUUGUUUUACCUGUUUACGAUGGUUGUGUUGACCAUAGUUGUGGCCUCGGUGUUGGAGGCGUUCAGAUUCAGAAUACAGUACAAGCAGCAGACAUCAAAAAAAGAUGAGGAACUGAUGCUUCACGAAGAAGUUAUAGUGGAUUGGAAUUCUUUGCAAUUACAAGUUCAAGACGUGAGAUUGUUGGAAAAUCUCCAAACAGACUUCGUAGUUGGGGGCGUUGUUGCUUAUAUAGGACGCCGAAGAAGAACUAGAGAAGUACUUCAACAUCACAUGUAUGCUCCAGAAAUCACGCAGUGGUUGGAAGAAGCAGAACAAGCUGAACGAGAUGAUAUUAAUAUGAUAAUAGAAGAAGCACAGAUUAACGCGAGAUUGAUAGCAGCUUAAAGGUUUUUUUUUUAAAUAAUUGCCAGGUUAAAGAAAAGUACGUUGACAGCGAAUCGUAUAUUUCAAACGAUAUUUUGCGAAGGAAUGUAGUAGGCAUUAGUUGCAACUAUGCAAUUUAAUUUGACUUGCGACUCAAAUUAUUCCUGAAAUAUAGGUUUGGUUAUUGAUAAUACAACGCAUAUCGGUAAGGAACGUAAUAAAUAAUAUGUAGGUAAUACAGAGAUACGCUUCAAUGUCUCUUGGUUUUCUACCAACUGUACGUGUUGUUCCCCUCAACUAUUAUUAGGUUCCUUUGCGUUUUUGAUGGUCGGCCGAUUUACUUUGGAUUAUUACCAAGUCUAUAGGUGCAAUUUCUAAACGCUCUUCUAUAUUUUUUUAUUUUGGUAGCUUCGAACAAUUUCGUGAAAAUUAAUGAUUAAUAUAGGGUAUCCCAUAAUUUUUUGCUGUUUUUUAACUGAAAUAAAACAAAUGAUUUUGCCUAAAAUAUAUUAAAUAUAAUGUGACAAUGUUAAUAAUAAACGCGGAUUUUAAUUUCUUAAAAACAAUGUUCUCCAGAUGUCUUCCUUCUCCUUUCACACAUUCUUGAAGUCUGGACCUUGAAUUGUAAUAAACAGCUCGUAUUAUUUCCUCUGGAAUAGCAUUUUAGCCUGAAUUCGCAAUUUGAAGGUCCCCAGAGUGCGUGAUGGUGUUUCGUACACCUUGGAUUUUAGAUAGCCCUACAAAACAAUCCAGGGGAGUUAUGUUAUGUUGGGAAUGGGGUGUUAAUACACUGCGACCUAAAAGAUCUAUUCUGCUCCCUUCUGUCGCCAAUGCACCAAGAAAAUGUCUCAAUGCCUAUAACGACCCUUCCAAUCCUAUUUCCUUAAGGAAGUGUAGGAUUUGGAGUGGCUUCGUUAGGUAAAUCUCCCUCUUCUAUUUGAUAUCCUCCUAGAUAUAGUGCCCUUGGAUUCUGGAGUGCUACACAUUCAGUUAGGAUGUGAAUGGAGGUUUCGUCCUCACAUAAUCUGCACUCACUAUCCUGUACUACUCUCAGUUUACUUAGUUGUCUUUUUAGUCGGCAAGUAAGGAUCCCUGUUACGUAGCCUGUUCUUGCUCAGGCAGAUGCAGGCUUCCGAUCUUUUCUGGUUAUAUUCACCCAUAAGUAUCUUGGCCUGUCUCAGACCCAAGAGAUUGUUCCAAUUAUCGGUUCUUCUACUGCCCAAUUCUUUUUUAAGCUCUCCUAAUAUGUUACUGCUGAUACCGCAGAACGGCUCAGGUCCUACAAAGGGUGUUUAAGCCCCUUUCCUUGCAAGACUAUCUGCAAUCUCGUUACCCUUACUCGUUAUGUCCCGGGACCCAAGUGAGAGUAACUCUAUUUUUCUCGCCUAGCUCAUUCAAUUGUUCUAGGCAUCUCCAGACCAUUUUUGAGCUGAUUACGUAAGAGCUCAGCACUUUGAUGGCUACUUGACUAUCGGACAUGAUGAUAAUCUCUUGCCUAUGAUAGUUUCUCUCGAUGUUGAACUGGAUACACUUCUCGAUGGCGUGAAUUUCCGCCUGGAAGAUGCUUUGGGUAUUUUCUCAAGUUUUCGGAGUGCUUGGUUCUUGGCCCAUACACUCCUAUUCCAGUUCCUUCUAUGGUUUUGGUACCGUCCGUAUACCACUGAAUAGCACGUCUUUCGGUUGCAAGCGCGAUGGAUUCUUGGCUCCAUUCUUUCUUGCAGCCCAGCUCUGUGGUUUUGAAGUUUUUCACAAAACUGUACUUCUUUAGCAUUUCAUCCUGGGGCAUGUCCCAGGUAUCUUUAGUCUUGAAGCAAAUAGACUUUCGUCUGAUUACUCUAUUUCUGAUUAUUUUAUAUCGUGUUCUUUUUGCCACAUUCUCUAUCAUCAAAUGUAGAGGCGUGCGGAUUAAGAUCACCUUCAUUGCGGCUGUAGGCAGGUUCUCAUUGCACCAGUAUUGCAAACAUAGGCUAGUUUUUGUACGUUUUGAGAUAUUAGCUCUCGUAGUAGUUAAACUAGUUUUGUUACUCCAGGCUAUAGCUCCGGUAAGUGAUGAUUGGUCUCACUAUUGCAGUAUACAUCCAUCGCAGUGUGUUCGGGUUACAUCCCCUUCGUUUACCCGCAAUGUUUCUGCAUACCAUUAGGGCUUUUGUGGCCUUAUUUACUACUUCCUUCUCAUAUAUGUUCCAGAGAAGUUUGUUGUCCAGGGUUAGACCUAGAUAUUUGAGUUCAUUUUUCCAUUCUAUAUCUAUCACAUUAGUGGGGAUAGAACUCCUCCUUGUGUACAUCCUCUGGUUGUGCAGAUAGAGAUGGUGUCCUGCCCUAUAUGUGUCUGCAGUUCUCGUAGAUAACAGCUGAGCCAUCCAUCUGGAUGUGAUGUUAUCUACUCCUCUGUAUGCAAGUGCUCUUUUUACAGAUUCGUGUGGCGUGUUGUCAAAAGCUCCUUCUAUGUCUAGGAAGGUAUCCAGGGGAGUUAGAUCAGGACUUCUUGGGGCCAACGUAUGUCACCCCACUUUGAAAAAAUAUCUAGUAGCGUUGCCAAAGAUCUGACGGUGCGGGCUGUGGCACCAUCUUUCUGAAACCAGGUAUUGUUACUAAAUAACCCGCAACCUUCCUCGACCUGGCAAAUUCAGAGUCGCACUUAUAUUUAACGUCGCCAAACUAGCGCUCUCUAAAAACAACAAAAUAUUAUGGGACACCCUUUAUAAUAUAAUAAUGUGCAAGUUUUGUAUCGUCAGGAUUUCACCAGCUGAA